Ricinus communis (castor bean) is the source of this 2360-nucleotide messenger RNA. Its product is annotated as flap endonuclease GEN-like 1. The record is from RefSeq and is a predicted model, not a curated record. The transcript has 8 exons. Gene Ontology annotation, biological process: pollen development. The coding region runs from base 260 to 2089 and encodes 609 amino acids. Gene Ontology annotation, molecular function: 5'-flap endonuclease activity. Lineage: Eukaryota; Viridiplantae; Streptophyta; Magnoliopsida; Malpighiales; Euphorbiaceae.
UCAAGAUCUAGCCUACAAAGUGCUUAUUGCUAUUGGUUCCUCAACUGAAACCACUGACACAUAACGGCACAAAAACUCUCCAUUACUACUUUUGGCUUUUUAAUCUUCAUCUUCUUCUUCAUUUUUUUUUUUCGUUUUCUAUUAGCUACUUUCGUCAAGAUGAAAAUCUUGAAUUGUUUCAAGAAGGUUAUAACGUCUCCCUAGAAAGUAAUUACGUUUAUUGAAGCAGUUCUGUUUUAUAUAUGUUUUGAAGUAGAAUAUGGGGGUGGGAGGCAAAUUCUGGGAUAUACUAAAACCCUAUACCCGACACGAAGGACCCGAUUUCUUGAGAGAAAAACGGGUCGCCAUCGAUCUUUCCUAUUGGAUUGUACAACACGAAACCGCCAUUAAAUCCUAUGCACGGAAACCUCAUCUCCGUCUUACCUUCUUCCGUACCAUCAACCUCUUCUCUAAGUUUGGGGCAUUCCCUGUUUUUGUUGUUGAUGGGACUCCCUCGCCUCUGAAAUCUCGCGCCAGAAUUUCGCGGUUUUUUCGUUCUUCCGGCAUUGAUUCUUCCGUUUUACCGACACCUGAAGAGGGUGUCUCGGUUGAGAGGAAUGGGGCAUUUUUGAAAUGUGUAAAAGAGUGCGUGGAAUUGCUUGAAUUAUUUGGGAUGCCUGUUUUAAAAGCAAAUGGUGAAGCUGAAGCGUUGUGUGCCCAGUUGAAUAGUCAGGGCCUUGUAGAUGCUUGUAUCACAGCUGAUAGUGAUGCCUUCUUGUUUGGGGCUAAAUGUGUGAUCAAAUCCAUCAAGCCUAACUCAAAAGAACCAUUUGAAUGCUACCAAAUGUCAGAUAUUGAAUCUGGUCUUGCGUUGAAGAGAAAGCAUUUGAUAGCCAUUGCUUUGUUGGUCGGAAAUGACCAUGAUCUAAAUGGAGUACAGGGGAUUGGAGUUGAUACAGCUCUUCGUUUUGUCCAAACUUUCCAUGAAGAUGAGAUAUUGAAUUGCUUACGUGAAAUAGGCAAAGGAAACACCAACAUAUUUCUUGGUGUUUCAAGGGUCGUUGAAGAUCUUAUGAUUGAUCCACAUGAGAACUCAUUAAAGUCAAAAAUCUCUCACUGCUCCUUUUGUGGGCAUCCUGGGAGUAAAAGAGCACAUUUUAAGUCUUCUUGUGAGUACUGUGGCAACAGUAAUGGUGAGGGUUGCACAAAAAAGUCAGGGGCGUUCAGAUGUAAUUGUGGCAGCUGUAACAAGGAUCGCAAAGCUAAGGAGGAGCAAAAGCGUGAAAAUUGGCAGAUAAAAGUUUGUGACAAGAUGUUUAUGGAGCCAAAUUUUCCAAAUGAUGAUAUCAUUGAAAUGUAUUUGUGCAACAAUCAUGCAGAGUUUACUGAGGAUGAUGACACAUGUUUAUCAUGGGGAAGCCCAAACACAGAUAUGCUGGUCGAUUUCUUGGCUUUUCAUAAGCUGUGGCAUCCGUCUUACAUUCGACAAAGGAUUCUUCCUGUGUUGUCCACCAUUUAUUUGAGAGAUAUGGCUGCAAAGCCAGAGAAAGCAUUGCUGUACGGCCAAUAUGAGUUUGAUUCUAUUCAACGUAUCAAAGUAAGAUAUGGGCACGAAUCUUAUGUGAUCAAAUGGAAAAAAGCUGCCAACACCAUUAGCAGUAACAUCUGCAUAAACAUUGUGGAAGAAUUGGAUAAGCACCAAGAAGACAUUGUGAAAACUGAUGAGUCCAUUGAUCAAUUGGAAGAGUACAAUGUCCCAAAAAGCUAUGUUGAUGAUGGGUGUUGGUUUUUGUUGACUGAUGAAAAUAUGGAUCUUGUUCAAAAUGCUUUCCCAGAUGCAGUUGACAAAUUUUUAAAGGAGAAGGAACAGAAAGAAUCAAAGAGAAGGCUCUCAUCCUCCACAGAAAAGUCAGAAUCAGUGAAGUCAAAAGGUGUCCAACUGAAUAUAACAGAGUUUUACCGAUCCACCAAAGUACAGUUUGCUGCAUCCGGAGGAGAAGAGCAAGCUGAUUGUUCUGAAAAUCAAGAUGAUGUGAUAUCUACAGAAAAGAGGAAAAUCUCUAGUUCAAACCUUCCAAAGUCUGUGAGACGCCGCCUUUUGUUCAAGUAGGAAACAUCAUAAAUUAAAAUGUAAAGCUUUAUUCCUUGUAAAUCUAGAAUAGUUACUUUUUUUGGAUAAACUGAGGAUAACUACAUAAAAAAUGUUGAUGAAUUUCUGGAGGCCUUUAGUGAUUAGUAAAUGAGCUGCCUUCUUUUUGUACAAAUGUUGCUUUUUUGUAAUUUUAAUUUUAGGGGUGCUUUCUUCUGCCUUUUUGCGAUAACGGUUGAACACCUUGUUCUGAAAUGUACAUAGUUUUUGGAAGUUUCAUUUCCUUCUGCAA